AUGAGAGCAGGAGGACAAAGGAGAGGACUCUUUCUCAGUAUCAUUUUGGUUUGUUUGGAGCAGGCUGCAGCACAGAUCAAAUAUUCCAUCGCAGAGGAAGUCAAAGUGGGAACGGUGGUGGGGAAUGUUGCCAGGGAUCUUGGACUGGACAUUGGUACGUUGGCGGAGAGACGUUUUCGCAUUGUUUCUGGCUCAGAGGGGGCUCAGUUUGAGGUGAAUGUGAACAAUGGGGUCCUGUUUGUUCGUAAACCUGUUAAUCGAGAGGCGCUCUGUGAAGGCGUCCCACCAUGUUUAAUCAAUCUGAAAUUAGUUGCAGAAAACCCCAUGGAAAUACAUCAUGUUGGUGUAGAAAUUACGGAUAUUAAUGACAAUUCACCCACUUUUCAAGAGAAAGAGAAGAUUUUUGAAAUAUCUGAAUCAAUGCCUGCUGGAAAACGCUUCCAAUUACCAAGUGCAUAUGAUCCAGAUGUUGUUGUCAAUACUGUGCGAGUAUACAAAUUAAAUCCAAAUGAAUAUUUUAAUAUCCAAAUCCGAGAGCGGGGAGAUGAUAAGAUACCCUUUUUGAUUUUACAAAAGCCUCUGGACCGGGAAAAGCAUACUGAGCACAGACUUGUUCUUACUGCAGUUGAUGGUGGAAAUCCACCAAGAUCUGGAAGUCUAAAUGUGACAGUUAUAGUUCUCGACUCAAAUGAUAAUGCACCACAAUUUUUACAAGAAGUAUAUUCAGUGAAUUUAUCUGAAAAUGUCAAAAAAGGAACAAAGGUCAUCAGGGUAGAAGCAACUGACGUGGAUGAAGGGCUGAACGGAGAAGUGGAAUAUUAUUUUGGAGGAGAACUUGACUCUGAAAUCUAUGAAAUGUUUAGUUUGCAAAAAAGCACUGGUGAAAUAAAAGUAGAAGGCCAAAUUGAUUUUGAAAAGGCUGAUGUUUACAAAGUAGAUGUCAAGGCUACAGACAAAGGACAACCUCCCAUGAGCACUGAUUGCAUGGUGAUCAUUAAAAUUCUUGAUGAAAAUGACAACCAGCCUGAAAUAGAAGUGACUUCUCUAACAAAAAUGAUAGCGGAGGACUCCAAACUUGGGACAGUCAUUUCUCUCAUAAGCAUCACAGACAAAGAUGUCGGCUUGAAUGGAAAAAUAAUCUGUAGUAUUUCACAAAAUGUCCCAUUUGAAUUAAAACCUUCAUAUCAAGAUAACAUGUACUCAGUAAUACUAAAAGACAGAUUGGAUCGAGAAUUAAUUUCAGAUUAUGACAUCACUAUCACGGCUACAGACUGUGGUCAACCUCCUCUUUCCACGUUUAAAAUUAUUCAUAUUGGUGUGUCAGAUGUGAAUGAUAAUAGUCCGACCUUUUUACAUAACCCAAUCCAACUUUAUUUGUUGGAAAAUAACAUGCCAGGGAACUCAAUUUUUUCUGUCACUGCUUUCGACAAAGACUUGAAUGAAAACGCAGCCUUGACAUAUCACAUUAGCAGGGGAGAAGGAAGUCAAGUUAAAAUGUCAACAUUUUUAAACAUCAACCCUGAGACUGGGGACAUAAUAUCACUAAAAAGUUUUGACUUUGAGGUGCUGAAAAGUUUCCAUUUCCAAGUGGUGGCCACAGAUGGUGGAGGUCCUCCAUUGAGCAGCAAUGUAACUGUGAACGUCUUCAUUCUGGAUCAGAAUGACAAUGCUCCUGUCAUCCUGUAUCCAGUCAGCUCCAACGGCUCUGCUGAAGGUGUGGAAGAGAUUCCUCGCAAUAUAAAAGGGGGAGACUUGGUGACAAAAAUCAGAGCCUAUGACGCUGAUAUAGGAUAUAACGGCUGGUUACUCUUUUCAUUUUGGCAAGUCACCGACCACAGUCUCUUUUCUUUGGACCGCUAUACAGGCCAGAUCAGAACACUUCGCUCGUUAACAGAGACGGACGAGGCAGAGCAUCGACUGCUCAUACUGGUCAAAGACAAUGGCAACAUUUCACUCUCAGCUACAGCUACUGUGACUGUCAAACUUGUUGAGCCCAAAGAAGCUUUCGCAGCUUCAGAUGUCAAAAGUGCAGCAAAAUUGGACCAGGAGGAGGACAAUGUGACUUUUUAUCUCAUCAUCACUUUGGGUUCGGUCUCACUUCUUUUUGUCAUCAGCAUCAUCGUGCUGAUUGCCAUGCAGUGCUCCAAAUCCACAGAGUACACUUCCAAAUAUCUCCAAGAUGCUAACUAUGAUGGCACACUGUGUCACAGUAUCCAGUACAGAUCGGGAGACAAACGCUACAUGUUGGUUGGACCCAGAAUGAGUAUUGGUUCUACUAUAGUCCCAGGAAGCAACGCUAACACUCUGGUGCUCCCUGAUAGGAGACACACUUCUGGGGAGGUAAGAUUUUUUUAA
This is a messenger RNA of Nerophis lumbriciformis (worm pipefish), 2355 nucleotides long. The record is from RefSeq and is a predicted model, not a curated record. NCBI's taxonomy places the organism in Eukaryota, Metazoa, Chordata, Actinopteri, Syngnathiformes, Syngnathidae.